Molecule: messenger RNA, 543 nt
Organism: Rhizophagus irregularis DAOM 181602=DAOM 197198
Lineage: Eukaryota; Fungi; Glomeromycota; Glomeromycetes; Glomerales; Glomeraceae
Source: RefSeq, a predicted model, not a curated record
AAAAAAAUAAAACAACAAAUUACAAAUACAAUCUACAAAUCAAACCUUUAAUUUAAACUCAACAAAAAAAUUUAAACAUGCAAUUCUCAAAAGUCAGCUUUUUCUUAUUCCUAUUUACCAUCAUUACAAUCGUUAACGCUAUACCAAGUAACGAUUUACAAAAACGUAUCUCAUGCAGUUUUGGCGAUGCUGGUUGCAAGGCCUCAUGUUUCAGCAAAAAUGGUUGCUGCUGUAAUACUUGUAAUGGAAGUUCUUGCAAAGAUAUUUGUGAUUGCAGUUGUAGUUGCUUUAAAAAAUAACAAAUUAAAUGUUGUUCAAUUUUUAUUUUAUUAUUUUUAUUCACAUCUUUACAAUUUCGAUAUGUUUAUUUAAUUCAUUUGUUUGUCUUUACUUUUUUGUAUUAGUUUUUAUUUUUUUUCUUUCAUAGAAAUAGAAAUAAUGCAAUGACGCAAUUCGCGUGAUUCCUCUGAAAUGUGUAAUUUAUAAGUCCAAUAUGUCAUGCUAAAAAUAAAAUGUUAAUAAAUCUAAAUUUUUGAAAUUCUA